Molecule: messenger RNA, 1056 nt
Organism: Knipowitschia caucasica
Lineage: Eukaryota; Metazoa; Chordata; Actinopteri; Gobiiformes; Gobiidae
Source: the annotation of a GenBank genome assembly
AUGGAGGACUACAGACAUCAGGGACAACAUGGAGGACUACAGACAUCAGGGACAACAUGGAGGACUACAGACAUCAGGGACAACAUGGAGGACUACAGACAUCAGGGACAACAUGGAGGACUACAGACAUCAGGGACAACAUGGAGGACUACAGACAUCAGGGACAACAUGAGGACUACAGACAUCAGGGACAACAUGGAGGACUACAGACAUCAGGGACAACAUGGAGGACUACAGACAUCAGGGACAACAUGGAGGACUACAGACAUCAGGGACAACAUGGAGGACUACAGACAUCAGGGACAACAUGAGGCUACACACAUCAGGGACAACAUGAGGACUACAGACAUCAGGGACAACAUGAGACUACAGACAUCAGGGACAACAUGGAGGACUACAGACAUCAGGGACAACAUGGAGGACUACAGACAUCAGGGACAACAUGAGGACUACAGACAUCAGGGACAACAUGAGACUACAGACAUCAGGGACAACAUGGAGGACUACAGACAUCAGGGACAACAUGGAGCACUACAGACAUCAGGGACAACAUGGAGGACUACAGACAUCAGGGACAACAUGGAGGACUACAGACAUCAGGGACAACAUGGAGGACUACAGACAUCAGGGACAACAUGGAGGACUACAGACAUCAGGGACAACAUGGAGGACUACAGACAUCAGGGACAACAUGGAGGACUACAGACAUCAGGGACAACAUGGAGGACUACAGACAUCAGGGACAACAUGGAGGACUACAGACAUCAGGGACAACAUGGAGGACUACAGACAUCAGGGACAACAUGGAGGACUACAGACAUCAGGGACAACAUGGAGGACUACAGACAUCAGGGACAACAUGGAGGACUACAGACAUCAGGGACAAACAUGAGGACUACAGACAUCAGGGACAACAUGAGGACUACAGACAUCAGGGACAACAUGAGGACUACAGACAUCAGGGACAACAUGAGGACUACAGACAUCAGGGACAACAUGGAGGACUACAGACAUCAGGGACAACAUGGAGGACUACAGACAUCAGGGACAACAUGA